AUGCCACUGUUCAGCUGGAUGAAAUGGUUGCGUGCUGAAGGAGAACAGGCUCAAGAUGAGGGGACGUCUGCUAAGUCCACAGGGGUAUUACCCAGCAGCACACUGAUCAGGGAGCUGCUGUGGCACGUGGAGGAGAGGGAGCGCCUGGCACGGGAGAUGGAGCGGGAACACAGGCUGGCCCACAACACCGUGGGAUACCCCCACUGGCUCCAGAGCUAUCCCAGGUUACGCACGCUGAUCCCCGCAUCAGAGCGUCACCAGUUGGAGCAUUUGUGUGCCCAGAUCCAGCCCAUGCACACAGCCACGGUGCUCUCCAGGUACAUUGUACACCACUGUCUUCAUACAGUAGUACCCUUUUCAUAUUAGCACGCUGUGUCCAAAAUAGCCAAUGUCACCACACCAGGGUGACAAUAGGCGAAGGAGACGAGUCUCAAGGAGAGCGAGGCAGAGCAAUCUGCCAGGGAAGCCACUUUGUUUUAUUGUCACAGAAGUAGGUUACAUGGGGUGGAAACAUGCAAAGGUGAAGUGGACCCUAUGGGGCUAAGCACAGCAAAAACAACCCCCAGGGAAAGAGCUUUGCAUCAGCAAUAUCGUAUCCCUAUUAAAAUAAAAACACAUCCCACAACAAUGUUUUACAGUGAUGGUGACAUUUGUAUGAACAUAGAUUUGGUCUUUUGGAGGGCUAAAUGAGGAAUCAUGACCUUUGUAAAAAUACUUGAAAUAACCUUUAAAUCCACCAAGGGUCUAGCAAAAAUGUAUGUAAAUUAACUAGAUGUGCGUAACCACUUCCACAUGAUUGAUCUUCACGACUGUCAAAUAAAUUGUUCACGCCCAGUUAUACCACUGACAGAAGUGACACGAACACUCGAGUCCCCUGAAGAACUCGCCAUACAAUCCUGGUGUGACUGUUUGCAUAAUCACAUUACAACAGUAACAAGAUCGCCCGAUUAUUCCAGGGAUAUUAUUCGGUGUGGACUUUCUCACUGCAUGGAUUUUUCUUCUUUGCAAAAUGUCCUCCUGACAACUAGAUUGGAGUGAGCUCAUAAAUAUGCCCUCUGCCUUGUCACCUCACACAAUGCAUGAUACUUUGAUGAAAUAACCUACAUCAUUUUAAGCAUAAUUUUGUCAACUAGGUCUAAUGGGUAAAUGAAAGCCAAAACAGCUUCUCUAAAAUUGCCUCAUAAUUGUGGAUAAUGCAGUUUGGGUUAAAGAGUUUAUUAACCCACUAUAUCCCUCUAUCUAUCCCAUUCUCAGGUUCCGUGAAGUGCUGGCCAGCAACAACAUCCUGCCCUGGGAGCUGGUGUACGUCUUCAAGCAGGUGCUGAGAGACUUCCUCAACAAAGAGGAAGGGGAAGAAGAGGAGGAGCACCUGCCGCAGCCAACACUGCUUGGGCCAAUGGAGGCCUGCACCAACCGAUUCCAAAUGAAGCAGGGCUUUGUCACACCCACUGUGCCCGACUGUGGUGUGUCCCCGAGAGAGGAGAUCCCAACCAUCUCUGGCUAUGUGGACCGUACAAUGAGAGGCUCUAGUCCUUUCACUCCCCAUAGGGACUGGGACCUUCCCUACUACUACCACCACCCAGUGCCACACAACUCCACAGAGGCCUACAGCACCAUGCUGUGA
Coregonus sp. 'balchen' is the source of this 1624-nucleotide messenger RNA. Lineage: Eukaryota; Metazoa; Chordata; Actinopteri; Salmoniformes; Salmonidae. The record is from the annotation of a GenBank genome assembly.